CCUACGCCUCCCCCCUCCUCUGCCGCCAGCUCAACUCGGCAGCGUGAGCGAGCCAGCCAACCACGCUUCAUGUCGUGUAAGUGGCCGUCUCACUGCCUUUGACCAACAGCCUUUGAUGUAAUUAUGCGCUCAACUGCUUGCGAGCACCCCCUCCCCUCCCUCCCGGUGCAUGUGGCCCUCGACCCGACUCACAUAUACAGAGACGCCCGCCCGCUCCAACCUCUCUCAAGAGCCGACCGGGUCCCCCAAGUGAACUGCGCCAUCCGCGCACAUGUCGAGGGCCAUCGCCAACAGCCCUAGAACCGCAUCGCAGCUAUUGCCCCGCUCCAGAAUCAAGAUGCCGUCCUUUACUCUGUACAGCGCCCGUGGCUCGACCAACGCGGAUCGCAUCCGUCUGACGCUCGCUGAGGGUGGUUUCACGGAUUACGAGGUCGUGCUCCUCAACCUCGCACAGCGCGAGCAAAAGUCCGAAGAAAACAUGCAGCGCAACCCCUGGGGCAAGGUCCCCGUCGUCACGUUCCCCGGCGGCUUCACCUUGUACGAGAGCCGCGCCAUCUGCAAGUACCUGACGAGGAAGUACUCAUUCCCGCUGCUGCCGGCAGACUCCGACAUCGAUGCUGUGGCGCUGUUUGAGCAGGCGCAGUCGGAGGAGAUGUUCUACUUCGCCGACCCCGCGGGCAAGAUUUCCUUUGAGAAGUUUGCCAAAAAAUUCAUCGGGCUGCAUGUCGACGAGGCCGUCGUCUCGAGUGCGCUCAAAUCUGUGGAGGCUUUCUUCGAUGUCGCAGAGCGUCGGCUCUUGCAGCGCGGGGAUUACAUGGCCGGCAGGGAGUUUACGCUCGUGGACAUAUUUUACAUUCCGCUGAUACAACGGCUCUUUGCGUGCGGGUAUGGGGACGUGAUCCUCGAGCGCGGAGCUGUGAGCGCUUGGUGGGAUCGCGUUACGAAUCGACCGGCCAUUAAGAAGCUCUUGGCGGCUGACAGGGAUGCCAUAACUGCGGCAGCGGCUGCGGCUGCAGGGAAGUAGUGGUAGAUGAUGAGGGACGAGUUACAGCGGCCAUGCAUGGCACUUUCUCAUAGAGUUCUUGGUGUGUAUCCUCCGUCGGAGGGAGCCAAGGAGGACCCGCGACAGCCUCAGCAGGACGCUACUGCGAGUCGUGUGCCCGCGGCCGGUGGAAAAGGUAGCCUGCCAAAUUGCGACAAGGGUCGCGAAAGAGAGAUAGCACCAUGUGUUGAGAAUGCUACCGUAUCAAAUCGGCAUGAGCCCGGCGCCACGUAGUGCGCGUGCGUUGUCUUCAUGUCUCAUUAGCUGGGCGAAGUGGAC
Messenger RNA from Purpureocillium takamizusanense, 1321 nucleotides. Its product is annotated as Glutathione transferase. Gene Ontology annotation, cellular component: cytoplasm. Gene Ontology annotation, molecular function: glutathione transferase activity; glutathione binding. Lineage: Eukaryota; Fungi; Ascomycota; Sordariomycetes; Hypocreales; Ophiocordycipitaceae. The transcript has 2 exons. The record is from RefSeq and is a predicted model, not a curated record. The coding region runs from base 272 to 1024 and encodes 250 amino acids.